CGAGGUCAAGUGUUUCUCCACAAGGCAUUCUCUCUCUACACACUCUCUUUCACACAGAAGAGACCACACUACACAACGCGCUUAUUCACCCAACUUUCUCUCCUUCUUCUUCUCUCUCCAUUGCCAUUUAUCUCCCUUGUUUUUCUGAGCUGAAGUGCUGAACUACUUCUCUCUAUAACUUGUGUUUCUCGCCAGAAACUUUCUGAAAAAAAAAUUGCCACUAGGAAAAUGGAUACAGCAAAAUAUACACCCAUUAAUGGUGGAAAAACUCUCUUUACAGACCUGAAAGCUCACUUCUCUUUUCUGAAAACCAAAAGAACUGUUACUUGUGCAUAUGGGUUCAUGUUUGUAUUCGUUGCUGUUACAUUUUUCUUGGCUUUUAGUCCUUCCCCUAACUCUUCUUCUCCUUGGUUCACAAACAUUUUCUCUUUAAGCAGUAGCACUAGUACUAGUGGAACUAUUUCUACAACAUCAGCUCCGAUUUCCUCUGAUCAAUCUUAUGGAUCUCACUUUUCUUCAGUUUACUCUUACUUUUUUCCCAACUCUUCACAGCAAGUUCAAAACUUUACUACUCCCAGAUCCCAAAACUCAACAUUUGAGCCUCCCAAUUUGCAAAAAGAAUUGGGUAUUGGGAAAAAUGUGACUUCAAAUAAUGACUCACAUGAUAAAGUUGAAGUCUUGAAAAACCCCUUGAAGCCUUCUGUGAAUGUGACAGCUCAAAAAUCUUCUUCUGGGUCGAAUCAAGAAUCAUCAAGUGUAAAGAAUCAGUCCCAAAGUAAAGAUUUUGAUGAUAAAGUUGGAGUAUUGAAGGCAAAUCAGAGCUCAAAUUCAGCACCAAAAUCUUCUUCUGGAACUAAUAAAGAAUCAUCAAGCCCAAAGAAGCAGACCCAAAGUAAAGAUUUUGAUGAUAAAGUUGGAGUCUUGAAGGCAAAUCAGAGCUCAAAUUCAGCACCAAAAUCUUCUUCUGGAACUAAUAAAGAAUCAUCAAGCGCAAAGAAUCAGCCCCAAAGUAAAGAUUUUGAUGAUAAAGUUGGAGUCUUGAAGGCAAAUCAGACAACAAAUUCAGCACCAAAAUCUGCUAAUGGGAGUAAAGAGAAAGAAAUUGAGGGAGUGAAGAGUAAUUUCACAUCCUCGUUUGUGAAAAAACAGAGUAAUGGGACUAACUUAGAUGUGUCGGCGAAGAAGAAGGAUGAAGAUGUGGUUAAGUCUUUGUUGGAUUGUGAUUUCUUUGAUGGGAAUUGGGUGAAAGAUGAGUCUUACCCUUUGUAUAAACCUGGUUCUUGUUCUCUUAUUGAUGAGCAAUUCAACUGUUUUCUCAAUGGUAGACCUGAUAGUAAUUACAUUAAAAUGAAAUGGAAGCCCAAUGCCUGUACUCUUCCAAGAUUGAAUGGCACUCAUAUGCUGGAAUUAUUGAGAGGAAAAAAAUUAGUAUUUGUUGGUGAUUCACUCAAUAGGAACAUGUGGGAAUCACUUGUUUGCAUACUUAGAAACUCUGUAAAAGAUCAGAAGAAGGUUUAUGAAGAAUUUGGGAGACACCAUUUUAGGACAGAAGCUUCCUAUUCAUUUCUAUUCGAAGAGUACAAUUGCAGAGUGGAGUUCUUUGUAUCUCCUUUCUUGGUUCAAGAAUGGGAAUUUGCAGAUAAAAAAGGAGUGAAGAAGGAAACUCUUAGACUUGAUUUAAUUGGACAGUCUGCUGAUAAAUAUAAAAAUGCAGAUAUAUUAAUCUUCAACACCGGCCACUGGUGGACUCACGAGAAGACUUCCUUGGGGAAGGACUAUUAUCAAGAAGGAAGUCACGUGUACAGCGAAUUAGAUGUCCUUGAGGCAUUUCGAAAAGCUUUAACAACAUGGGGAAGAUGGAUUGAUUCCCAUGUAAAUCCCCACAAGACAUUUGUUCUCUUUAGAGGUUAUUCUGCAUCUCAUUUUAGUGGUGGACAGUGGAAUUCUGGUGGAGCUUGUGACCAUGAAACAGAACCAAUCAAGAACAACACAUAUCUUACUCCUUAUCCAUCUAAGAUGAAUGUAUUGGAGAGAGUCUUGAGAGGAAUGAAAACUCAAGUCUCCUAUCUGAAUGUCACAAGAAUGACAGAUUAUAGAAAAGAUGGUCACCCAUCAAUAUAUAGGAAACAAAAAUUGACCAAUGAGGAGAAAAAAUCUGAAUUGUUGUUCCAAGAUUGCAGCCAUUGGUGCCUCCCUGGUGUACCUGAUGCUUGGAAUGAGCUUCUAUAUGCCAAACUUUUAGUAAAUCAACACAUGAAAAAACAAGAUGACAAAAAGACAUAGAGGGGUGGGCUCAUUAUUCAUCGAGUGAGUUUCGAACUGUGCGGGCUCAUUAUUCAUCGAGUGAGUUUCGAACUGUGCGUUAUUGACCCUCGAUGAUUUCUCGGUUAUGAUACCCAAAAAAAAAAGGGUAACAAGCACUUGGAGAAAGAUUAUGUUCAUAAUGUAAACUAUAUAUGCGAGAUUAGAGAAGUUUUCUUUAGGAGAGAUAUGUGAACUUAGAGUAAUUUAUUUUAUGUGUAUUUAUAAGAGGAAAGUGACAAAGAGAUUUUGACUGUUUACUUAUAAUCAAACAGUUGUAAGUCUCUGUCACUUGCUCCUAUAUUUUACUGAGUCUUGAGGGCUCGACACUGUAAAUUUCAUAAUUAUUUACACUAUUUAUUUUAAAUUUAUUAAUGAAUCAUACGUUUAAUUA
Nicotiana tabacum (common tobacco) is the source of this 2695-nucleotide messenger RNA. Its product is annotated as protein trichome birefringence. The record is from RefSeq and is a predicted model, not a curated record. Gene Ontology annotation, molecular function: O-acetyltransferase activity. Gene Ontology annotation, cellular component: Golgi apparatus. Lineage: Eukaryota; Viridiplantae; Streptophyta; Magnoliopsida; Solanales; Solanaceae.